UGAAAUAAAAAUCAAAUCUUCAAAAAUGGAAAUUUAUGUUCGAUUAAGACCUCAACAGAGAAACCGACUUUGAACUCACUAUUUAUACAGAAAGAAGCUAAUCUCUUCUCUUUUUAAACGGAUCAAAUUCAAUUUUUCAGAAAAAUAUCACAUAAAAUUCAUAUUUUUUUUUAUAUAUAAUAUAAUAUAUAUAUUGUCUUCUUCAGUUAACCCUAAAAUAUACAGACAGAGAGAGAAUUUGAGCUGUCUGUUUGUUUCAUUUGGGUUUCCAAUUAUUUUAUUAAACCCUAAUUCUUUUGGGGGGUGGGGUUAUUUGUACUGCCCUCGUUCCCAAAAUUGGAAAUUGCAGAAACCCUAAUUUUUGGGGAUUUUGGGUGGGGUGGGGUGGAAGUAACUAAAGUUUGGUUCUUUGGUUUUGAUUAUCGAUGAGAAUUCGUUGGAUCAGCGAGGAAUCAUCAGCGAUCAAAACUGGGGAGGUGUAGAUGCAUGUCGCCGGAGUAAGUUUGGAUCUGAAUUGGUUCCUUAAAGCUAUAUUGACUGUGUUUAUUAUAGCUGUGGGAUUGCUUUACUUGGUGAAGAAUACGGCCUCGAAGUAUUUUGAGGUCGGUGCCAAUUUUGAAGGAGGAGAUUCUACUGAUCGGUCAUCAAUGCCUGGGGUUUUAUUGGAGGAUUUGGCUUGUGCCGUUUGUGGAAACUCUGCCCCUAAGAAAUGUUCUCGCUGCAAGUCCGUACGAUACUGUUCACAAAAGUGUCAAGAGGUACAUUGGAAAAAUGGGCAUAAGAAUCAUUGCAAAAUUGCUCAUUCAUCUAGUAAUGUAAAUUCAACUCAAAUUGGAUUGAGGGAUUCGCAAUCGAAAACUUAUGGUGUUGGGGGUAAAGCUUUUUCAGGAAUUGCACUUGUUCCUACCAGUGGUAGUGGUAAACCUAAACCCAUUAAACAACCUAAAGAGAUUCUUUUUCCUUAUGAUGAAUUUGUGGAACUAUUCAAUUGGGACAGCCGAGGAUUCCUUCCUUGUGGACUCUUGAAUUGUGGAAAUAGUUGCUUUGCCAAUGCGGUUCUGCAGUGUCUUGCAUCCACCCGUCCACUUGUUGCCUACUUGUUAGAGAAAGGUCACCGAAAAGAAUGCAUUCGUAGUGAUUGGUGUUUCUUAUGCGAAUUCGAGACACUUAUUGAAAGAGUUAGUCAAAGUACACAACCCUUUUCUCCAACUAACAUUAUCUCCAGGUUACCGAAUAUUGGCGGUAAUUUGGGCUAUGGAAGACAGGAGGAUGCUCACGAGUUUAUGAGGUUUGCCAUUGACACAAUGCAAUCAGUUUGCCUUGAUGAAUUUGGCGGUGAAAAAGCUGUCCCCCCUAGCUCGCAAGAGACAACUCUAAUUCAACAUAUUUUUGGUGGCCACCUUCAAUCUCAGGUGAUAUGUACAAAAUGCGAUAAUGUAUCAAAUCAAUAUGAAAAUAUGAUGGAUCUUACUGUUGAAAUACACGGGGAGGCUGCAUCACUAGAAGAAUGCCUUGACCAAUUUACGGUCAAAGAGUGGCUCCAUGGAGAUAACAUGUAUAAGUGUGAUAGGUGCAAUGAUUAUGUCAAGGCUUCAAAACGUCUGACAGUUAAACGGGCUCCUAAUAUUUUAACCAUCGCAUUGAAGAGAUUUCAGAGUGGGAGAUUUGGGAAGCUCAACAAGAGAGUAACUUUCCCAGAGACUUUGGAUCUUAGCCCUUACAUGAGUGAUGCCGAGGAUGGUAUGGAUGUUUACAAGCUUUAUGCGGUUGUUGUUCAUGUGGACAUGCUGAAUGCCUCAUUUUUCGGUCACUAUAUCUGCUAUACAAAGGAUCUUAGUGGGAACUGGUACAGACUUGAUGAUUGUAAGGUUACAAAAGUUGAGUUGGAAGAGGUACUUUCUCAGGGAGCAUAUAUGCUUUUAUACAGCAGGGUUAAGGCACGGCCAUCUUGUCUUAGAGCUCCAGAACCUCCAAAGGUGGUGCAGCAGCAGCAGCAGCCGAUGGUCAAUAAUGAAGUAGAGCUUAGCCCGAAAAAACAAAUUGAAAGCUUUUCCCAUGGCGACUCUGCAGACCCAGUUUGCUCCUCUGAAUCUGUUUCGGAGGAGCAGCAAAUGGACGAUGUUAAAGUAGAGCUUAACCCUUUGGAACAAACUGAAUUCUCUUCCCAUGGUGACUCUGUGCCAUCUGAAAAUAAUUGCUGUACAGAGAUCGAUAACAAAGAAUUACCUAUCGAAACUGAUUCUGAGUCUGCUACUGAUGUGGCUAUUCCCGAGGAGGCUUCAUGCAGUGAAAGAGUGUUGUGUUGUGGAGGAAUAAAGUCUCCAGCUUUAGAACAAGGUCAAGAGGACCAAAAAUUCUUGAAUAAUUACCGAGCCACCUCAUCGUGUUGCAAUGGUUCCAAUAAUCCAGGUACUGUAAACGACGACCUGGAAAUGAUUGAUGCCCAGUCAUAUAAGGCUGACGCGGAUAUGGAUAUGGUUGGUUGUGACUUGAGCUCCUUCCAUGUUGCAAAGAACAUCGAAAUUUACAGUAAUGGCCAUGCUGAUCCAAACAAAGGUGUUGAUUUCGGGUUAAGUAAUGGCCAUGCUGUUGAUCCAGAUAAAGAAGGUGCCCGUGAAGUUGAUUCGGGGUUGUGUUCUUCAGCCGAAGUAGCGGGAACUCGUAACACGAAGAAGCGUGGAUUUCAUGUAAGUGGAAAUGGAAUCAAGAGUUUAGAAAUCAUGGAUGACAAUUGAUUAAACUAAGGUUGUCUCACUUAUGAUUUUGUUUAUAAUUUUUGUAACACUCCCAUCAGCAUCGUACAAAACAAAAAAAGAAAAACGUUGUGUUGGGUAAUUUUUGUCUGGGAUUUCUAUAUAAUUACCGAAAUCUCAGAUUCAAUGGUAGCAUUUUAAUUUAAUUUUGGACACAGUGAACUUUGUUUAGUAUGUGUAGUUAGACAAAAUGCAAUUCAAUGGUAUCAUAAUGGCUUAGGAA
Cannabis sativa is the source of this 2976-nucleotide messenger RNA. Its product is annotated as ubiquitin carboxyl-terminal hydrolase 18. The transcript is spliced from 11 exons. Gene Ontology annotation, cellular component: nucleus; cytosol. The coding region runs from base 483 to 2735 and encodes 750 amino acids. NCBI's taxonomy places the organism in Eukaryota, Viridiplantae, Streptophyta, Magnoliopsida, Rosales, Cannabaceae. Gene Ontology annotation, molecular function: cysteine-type endopeptidase activity; cysteine-type deubiquitinase activity. The record is from RefSeq and is a predicted model, not a curated record. Gene Ontology annotation, biological process: protein deubiquitination.